AUGGGCUUAUGCUGCAAAAAGAAGCACAUAACGCAAGAAGACUCAACUCUGAUGGUAUCCAGUUUGAGGCAUGAGAUUCAGCUGCUUGGAAGUGAAUUGAACAGAAUGAGAGGUAUGUGGAAGGAUACAACUCAGAAACUUGAGAAAGAAUGUCGUGAAAGAAAGAUCAUAGAAGAAUUUUUGAUGGAGAUCAAAACUGUGCAACCACCUCGAUCAUGUCAUGACCAUUUGAGCAGCGAUGAAGUGGAACAGGAGUUAACUGAAAUGGAUGGCUGCACCUACGGGGUACAUGGAAGAAAAAGGGAUAGUCAGAAGCCCGAGUUGAGUUCAUUUGUCAUGAAGAAUUCGAAUGACACGACACCUGGUGGCUGGAGUGCAUGGGUGCAUUUGUCAUAUCUUCUACAGGCGGCAGCCAGGCUGAAUUAUAGAAUUCUCCUUGAAAGAGACCAAUUGAUUGGAAAGAUUUUGUACACAUUCAAACGUCAGCAAAAUGGGCGGAGCAACCCAAGCAAACGAGGAACUAAUGGGCUAGCACAUGCCAAGAGCUAUGAUCUCAAGGGAGGUCAUAGACUCGAGGAAAGGGGUUUGAUUGCCAUGGAGGAGCCCUUCACUGAAAAACAGUUUAGCAAGGUCAAGCUCAUGUUGGAAAAAUUUGUUUCUUCUGGAAUGGACUAAGUCGGGGGCCAAGUAAAGAAAAACAAUAGUUGU
Molecule: messenger RNA, 708 nt
Organism: Guillardia theta CCMP2712
Lineage: Eukaryota; Cryptophyceae; Pyrenomonadales; Geminigeraceae
Exons: 7
Coding region: 1-675 (224 amino acids)
Source: RefSeq, a predicted model, not a curated record